AUGUUUGGCUCUCCACCCAUGAUCUUCCCCUCCGGGGUCAAAGUGCAACUGGUGAAUGGACGCAACAGGUGUGAGGGCAGAGUGGAGGUGCUCUCCUCCGGCGUGUGGGGCACAGUGUGUGACGACGACUGGGACGUGGUGGACGCUUACGUGGUGUGUAGGCAGCUGAACUGCGGAGUGGCCGUGGAGAUCAGCAACAGCUCCAGAUUUGGACCAGGCUUGGGGCUCAUAGCGCUGGACUUCGUGGACUGCAGAGGACAUGAAGCAGACCUCAGCCAGUGUGGAAGUCCGGGCUGGGGCAUUCACAACUGUCAACACGAUGAGGAUGUGGGCGUCACCUGCACAGUGCAACUGGCGAAUGGAAGCAACAGGUGUGAGGGCAGAGUGGAGGUGCUCUUCUCCGGUGUGUGGGGCACAGUGUGUGACGACGACUGGGACAUGGUGAACGCUAACGUGGUGUGUAGGCAGCUGAACUGCGGCAUGGCCGUGGAGAUCAGCAACAGCUCCAGAUUUGGACCAGGCUUGGGGCUCAUAGCGCUGGACGACGUGGACUGCAGAGGACAUGAAGCAGACCUCAGUCAGUGUGGAAGUCCGGGCUGGGGCAGUCAUGACUGUGACAACGAUGAGGAUGUGGGCCUCACCUGCACAGGUAGGGCCUUCAUACACCUUUAG
Limanda limanda (common dab) is the source of this 672-nucleotide messenger RNA. RefSeq names its product scavenger receptor cysteine-rich domain-containing group B protein-like. Bases 1 to 672 code for a protein of 223 amino acids. The transcript is spliced from 3 exons. NCBI's taxonomy places the organism in Eukaryota, Metazoa, Chordata, Actinopteri, Pleuronectiformes, Pleuronectidae. Gene Ontology annotation, cellular component: membrane. The record is from RefSeq and is a predicted model, not a curated record.